Molecule: messenger RNA, 228 nt
Organism: Strongylus vulgaris
Lineage: Eukaryota; Metazoa; Nematoda; Chromadorea; Rhabditida; Strongylidae
Source: the annotation of a GenBank genome assembly
AUGAUGCGCUGGAUUCUACUACCAGCCAUCCUUUGCUUAGGGACAUGUCAAGAUAUCGUGCAUUUAGGUCAUAAUCAUCCUGCUGCUGCCCCAGACUUAACAAGUCACUUGGCCAGGAAUCUGAAUGGUGACCCUCUGCUCAGCCAGGAGGAGACUUACUAUGAAGGGCUCAUCGAUCCCGAGGGUCGGCGAUUUAUUGAACCUCUCAAAAAGAAGACAAUAGUGUAG